GAAAGGACUACAUAACUUCUGUUCAUAAGAGAAGAAGGAGCUGGUAGCUGCUGAAACAACCCCACACUUGACAACUUGUCAGGGGCGAAUCGCACAAAAAUCUACACAAUCCAGUACUGUGUGUGAUAACACUAUAUCAUUUCCUCUUUGGUCACACUUAUUCCCUUAAGAAAGCGUUAGACAACCUCAAGGUGACGCACGACCUCUACCUGAGAUGAAGAAUACGGCCCCGUGGUUAGAUUAAACUUCAUGCAUUAUGUAUUUUUAAUAGUGACCAGUCCAGAGGCGGUUAAGGAAUAUAUGAUGUCAUCAAAAUAUCCAAAGGAUCCGGACACCUACAACCGGCUGUUCUAUAUAUUUGGCAAGAGAUUCAUGGGGAAGGGAUUAGUGACUGAUCCAGAUCAUGAACACUGGUAUAAACAGCGACGCAUCAUGGACCCAGCAUUUAGCAACACGUAUCUCCGGGAGAUGGUCGGGGUCUUCAAUGAAAGGGCGGAGUGCCUGAUGGAACGAUUGGCUGAGAAAGCAGAUGGGAAACAGCAAGUGGGUCUGCACUCAAUCAUCAACUGCGUCACCAUGGACGUCAUCACCAAGGUCGCGUUCGGCAUGGAACUGGGCCUGACAGAGGGAAAUAAAAGUGAUUUCCCAAACGCAGUCGCUCUGGCUCUAGAGGGGAUGAUAAAAUAUAUGCAAAACCCGUUCAUGCAGUACAUGCCCCAGCACCGAGCAUACGUCCGUUCAGUCGAGGAAUGUGCUGUUCUGCUGCGGAAUACAGGCCGAGAAUGUAUCGAGCAGAGGAAGAGAGCGAAGCUGAAUGGAGAGGAACUUCCCAAAGACAUCCUGACCAAGAUCCUGGAGUGUGCGGAUGAGCAGAACGGGUUGGACGAUGAGGUUAUGUUGGACAAUUUUGUCACCUUCUUUGUAGCAGGACAAGAGACCACAGCAAACCAGCUGUCAUUCACCAUGAUGGAGCUGACGAGACAGCCGGAGAUCACACAGAGACUGCGGGCGGAGAUAGAUGAGGUCAUCGGCUUUAAAAGGGAUCUCAGCUAUGAUGACAUCACAAACUUGACUUAUAUGACCCAGGUGCUAAAGGAAUCUCUGCGCCUCUACCCGCCUGCCCCCGGGACAACACGUUAUAUAAAGGACGACGCUGUCAUUGAGGGCAUCAAGAUACCAGGAGGUGUGCCCCUCAUGUUUGACAGCUACGUCAUGGGCCGACUGGAGAAGUUCUUUCCUGAUCCUUACAAGUUUCAUCCAGAAAGAUUCAGCCCAUCGGCUCCCAAGCCGUACUAUUGCUACUUCCCGUUUGCGCUGGGUCCUCGCUCCUGUCUCGGUCAGGUGUUCUCUCAGCUGGAGGCUCGGGUGGUGCUCAGUAAACUUCUGCAGAGGUUUGAGUUUUCGUUGGUCCCCGGUCAGUCCUAUGAGGUGAUGGACACUGGGACGCUCCGGCCCCGGGAUGGAGUCGUCUGCACCCUGACCCUCCGCCCAGAAGCUUCUUAGUAACAGACGAUGAGUUUUCUUUGAAUCAAAGUCUCGCGAGAGAUGCAGCGAGUGUAUGUACUGUGUGGUGGCUUCCCUAUUCAUUAGGCCUCACAGAGGAGGAGAAGUUCUCUGAAACAUUGCCAGUGGCUACACCAUGUUUACUCCACAGUGAGGAAAAGACUAUGGCUGGGAUCAAGAGACUCCGUGCAGAGCAGAAAAUGAACGCAAUCCUGAUGUGCCGUGAAUUCUAGUGUCUACUACUGCACCUGGGGGAAUAUUAUGGUGGCCAAGCAACGAAGUUGCUCAGAUUAUUAUUAUUAUUUUAUUAUUAUUCCGCUGCAGAUUUCGUAUACUUACUUUGCAUAGUGGUAGACUAGUGAGCUGUGCAUAAUCUUAUUUAAUGUAAAGGUCAUAGGUCACAUGGUAAGACCGCCAUCUUGGUUUUUGUGGCGAUUUUUGCACAAUAUUCAAAAUAUCUUCUUCUCUGGAACCGCUAAAGCUACAGCUAUAGAAAUUGCUGUAUAUGGUGACACUGUUGUCCCGAGUCAGAUUUGUUAAUUACAAGUCCGUUAAUCACAUGGUGUGGCCGCCAUUUUGGAUUGCACAAUAUUCUACAAACAUCUUCUCUGAAACCAUUUGUUAGAAUAACUUACAAUUUGGCACAUAUGUCCAGGGAAACCUCCUGUACCAAGGUUGUUAAAGCUGGUUCAUUUGCAUAUUCAAUAUGACCACCGCUCGCCAAUAACAUAGAUAUUAUUGUCCUGGAUCGUCGCUCUCCAUCGCCGUCAUCACGUCGCUAGUUAUGCUGCUCCUAUUAGAUGACGGGACGGCGUGCGCGGCGACGUGAUGAUGACGAAGAAGAGAGACUGCUAUGCAGCGGGGUCCGGAACAUCAGGGACAGGUGAGUGACACUCACUGGACCCCACAGGGCCCAUUAAACAGCUAUCCUGCAGCAGCUGAAGCAGUCUGCACUGCCGGAUAGCCGUUUAUGCGAUGGCCCCGACAUACAAAGGUAUCGUAUGUUGAUGCUGCCUCUGAGAGGCCAUCGUAUGUUCAAAUUUUCGUAUGUUGGGGCCAUCGUAGGUCGGGGGAUCACUGUAUUGUGCUCAGUCUUUCUUACAUAAUGAUCCUAGGUCAGAUGAUCUGACGGCCAUCUUGUUUUAGGUUACAAUAUUCAGUGCCAUAUGCAAAGAUCUGCCGCUCUCUAAACAUUAAAUCUAGAAAUAUACAAAUUACUCUGUAGAGUUACUGUGCUGUAGAAUCGCAAAUGUUUACUUUAAGUUAUUUGUCCACAUUCAAUCAUAUAUAAUAGCCACAUAGUGUGCUGACAAAUGGGAAGGAAGAGGUUAACAUGUUCAGGGUUCUUUGGUCUUAUCAGGAGCUGUCAGUUGUUUUAUGACUUUACUCCUCUGACCUCUGACCUAUUCAUAUGCAGUUGUAGACUCCACAGUGAGAUACUAAUUCAGACUUGUUUAUAGUAAGACAGGUAAUCGCGUUUAGCAGCCAUACUGGAUUGCGCAAAAUUCUACUUAGUUUCAGAAAAAUAAUAAAAUUAGCACACAUGUUCCCAAUUACUUUCUCUACCAUAAAGGGUCAAAUCGAUUGUAUGCUACAACCAGGCCAUGCUGCCUGGACACCUGUAUCGCUGCUUGCAGCUAUAUUUUUGUGAUUUAUUUUUUUCGUCCUGACCACGUGUUUUGUAGAUGAUUGCAGCAAAAUUAGAUGUCACUUGUGGUUUAUAGUGUGUGGUAAGCUUGUGGGGGUAUAGGGUAUAUGGGGUGUAGCUGUGCAGUGAUGAAAGGGUCCUGGUUUAACCCUUAACUGUCGUGACGCCAGGGUGAGGGCUCCUCUGUAUAUGCUUGUCCUAUCGACACCUGUCCCAAGAGCGAUAGGGAGGUAUAAUAAAUGAUUGUCCACAACCGGAGGUUUCAGAAAACUGUCGGAACUUUUGCUGCAGGUUUUAUGCAGAGUUAAACAGGAACAGUCUUUGUACAAUCAGAGUCUAUGAGGAUCCUGACAGUUGGUUGGGACCUUGUGAGUUGUAAGCUCAGGAGAUUUAUAUGCUCUGUCCCGCUGAAUUUAGGGGAUUGAGUUUAGGUUAAGCUGUCACGCAGAUUUUAGCGGGUAGUUGUAUUAGAACUCACGGUUUGGUAUUAUCAGGCUUCGGCCCGGUCUUGUCUUUGAAAGUUGCACGGAUCUCUCCUCUCUGCUCGUCCGGAACCCAAGAGAGCGAGGAUUGGCUGCAGCUCUCUUAUAUGGGCAGGGGCUGGCCUUGAGCUCAUUGGUCCAUACCAACUGUCAUUCACUUUACACAAGGAAUUAUGGUCUAAACAUGUGACCACACAUGUGACCUAGGAAGGUCCUUUAACAUACCCUAAGAGAAUUAACAUUAGUCACAUGACCGAAGGUGUUACGACACUAUAUACACAAUUAAAUAUACACACACAAACAUCACAAAAUUAAAGAAGGAAGAGGUGACUAGGGGCUAUCCCACCAGGAGGACCCUACCGGAAUGGAGUAACUCUGACUUUGGGGACCACCAUACAAGGUACGGUAUACUAUACGGUACCGGGACACCACAAGUGGAUGGGAGUAUAACUGACAUUGGAGCACCCAGGUGUAUCAUUAACCAGUCUCAGUGUAACUUUUAUGAUAUAGACUCACGUAGAAACUCAGCAACUCCUGGAAAAGUUGGGGCCGCAUUUCGCAAUGAUUUUAGCUCAUCGGUCAAGUACGGCUGACAAUGUAUAGCAUUUGUGCCCAUAUAGAAAAACGGAUUUAACAUUAACCAUUGGCGAUUGCGCCAUCGCCUGGCUCUGCUGAGAACAGUAAUGUACAAAGGAGAGGAUUAGAAAUCAGUAACCUUUACUCUGGAUAUAUAAUGAACCGCUGAUGGUUGUUCAUUCCUUGUUCAUUCUCUUCUAUCCAACAGAGAAAAUGCAGACAACCUGUCAGAAAAAAAAAAAGAUCUGCCAUGUUGGAUUUAAUCAUAUGACCCAGCAGAAAUUUACCCCUAGGUUACAAUAGGUAAGAAGGGCUCCCCUUGUGGACAGGUAGAUGUUGGA
This is a messenger RNA of Hyla sarda, 4550 nucleotides long. Its product is annotated as cholesterol 24-hydroxylase-like. The transcript has 16 exons. Bases 250 to 1503 code for a protein of 417 amino acids. Gene Ontology annotation, biological process: cholesterol catabolic process. The record is from RefSeq and is a predicted model, not a curated record. Lineage: Eukaryota; Metazoa; Chordata; Amphibia; Anura; Hylidae. Gene Ontology annotation, molecular function: cholesterol 24-hydroxylase activity; heme binding; iron ion binding.